CGCAAAGUCCAACACAUCUCGCCUUUCGUCAUUGUCCUUUCUUUGCCUUGUUUUCGCUUCUCAACGCCCCAACUUCCCCGCAACACGAUGGACGCCAAAUCCCUCCUGCGCGCCCGCAAGGCGACUGCGCGCGUCGAGCACCCGCAUGCGAGCUACACGGCCGCAGGGCAGCUGCGGUGCGCCAUCUGCGCCGUGCCCGUGAACCAGUGGGACGCACACCUGCUUACCAAGCAGCACCGGCAGAGUGCAGCGCGCGAGAAGGCACAGGCUGAGAAGGCGGCCAAGGCGAAGCGGCGGUCCGAGGCGGAGCGGGAAGAGGGCGCGAAGCGCGCCAAGGUGGAGCAAGAGGGCGACAGCGACGACGACGACGCGGGGCCAUCACUCCCUGCUGGCUUCUUCUCGGCGGGGAACAAGCCUUCCGUGGGAGAAGAGGAGGACGCAGCGGGACCUACGCCACCACCGGCGCCCGCGGCGCCAAAACCGACCGGCGACGCCGAGCUGGACGACUUCCUCGCGAGCCUCAACGAUGAUGACGAUGACGCGCCUGCACCUGCGCAGCCGGCCGCACCAGCAGCAGCGGCAGCUCCAGCACGGCGCAAGGGGCUGGCGUACAAGAAGACGGAGGAGGCGCCCGGCGUGGCGUCGUACGCUGCUGCGCCGGUGCUGCUGGCCAACGGGGCCGCCAACGAGGACGCCGCCGAGCCAGAGCCGGAAGAGCCGGAGGAGAGCGAGGCGGAGAAGCGCGCGCGUCUGGAGCGCGAGGAGCGCGAGGAGAUUGUCGCACGGCUCGAGGACGAGCAGCGGGCUCAGGAAGACGCAGACUCGCGCGUCGUCGCUCUCAAGGCGCGUAUGGAGGCGCUGAAGAAGCGCCGGGCGGCGGGGGCGGGCAAGAAGGCAUAG
This is a messenger RNA of Vanrija pseudolonga, 900 nucleotides long. RefSeq names its product Zinc finger protein (gene ZNF830). Gene Ontology annotation, biological process: mitotic DNA replication checkpoint signaling; mitotic DNA damage checkpoint signaling; nuclear DNA replication. The record is from RefSeq and is a predicted model, not a curated record. NCBI's taxonomy places the organism in Eukaryota, Fungi, Basidiomycota, Tremellomycetes, Trichosporonales, Trichosporonaceae. The transcript is spliced from 3 exons. The coding region runs from base 88 to 900 and encodes 270 amino acids. Gene Ontology annotation, cellular component: nucleus; spliceosomal complex. Gene Ontology annotation, molecular function: zinc ion binding; nucleic acid binding.